CUUGGAUCAAGAAAAGAAGCAAACAGCAUUACAAGUGGUUGAGUUAAAACAGCGACAGGCCAUGGAGUUGGUUAAACUCUGUUGGCGCCAAAAAAUGCUCAUUAUUAAUGAAUGGAUAAGAUCCGAUCCACUUCUUCUGCUACUGCUGAUUGCUUACCUCAUACCCUCUCUUUCUCUCCUUAUAGUCUGUGAGAUUCACACUCUCACAUACAAACUGCACUGAAAUCCCUACCUGUAAGCUGGACUCUCUCUGUCUCUCUGUUUUCUUCACUCCACACCUCAUCAAGUAAUUAAGGGAAGGUUUAUGAAAAACAAAGGCCGUUUAAACAAGGUGGAAAGAUUUAGCUGCUUGAGUACGCUCAUUGAGGUCUAUUUUAUCCAAAAAGCCGAGUAUCUUUAAUUGACCAGAACUUGAUUUUAAUUUCUUCGAGUUGACUUAGGAAAUAAUUCAAUUCGAUCAUUGGCAUCUCCAAAUCUUGGUUGCUUUGAGCGUAUCUGAAGUCAUGGCAACUGCACAAACAAAAUGUUCCUUAGGGUAUGGCAAGCCUCCUUGGAUAUUUAAAGGCAGAGCCUUGUACCAACUUCACCUUGUUAAAUCCAAAAUUGCUCGAGCAUCCAUUCCGAAAGAGUUCAGAUUAGUUGAAGCAUUUGGAUACACCCUUGGAGGUUUUUUUCUAGCUAGCUAUGAAGACAGUCCAGCUGGGGUUUUUGAUGAGCUUGUGGUGAUUGCGGGAAUUGUGUGGAACCCCCCAACAUCUUGUGCAUGGGCAGCCAGGGUGCUUGUCAACAGUGGCGAUGCUUGUGAUCAUGGACGAAAGGAUGUAGGGCUUCCUAGUCAAGUUGCCAAGUUUUCCAAGAAAAUCACAGCAAUUCCUAGGCAAAGAAAGAGCAAAUUUAAUGGCAUUCUAGACAUGAUUGGUUUGGGCACUUCAAGUUCGAGUACGAAGGAUUGCAUGGAUGUUCUAGUAACUGAAACUAAUGGUCCUUCCGCAACUGAUAUCUGCAACAUCAAACUUACAACUUCUGUUCCUGGGGUAAAAUUUGACAAAUGGAAGGGGCCAGCAAUCAAAAUGUCACUACCAAGUUUUAGCGGACGUACAGAGUAUAACCCCAAUCUUUUGAAAUAUUCUUGCAGUAUUGAAUGCAGGGUACGAGCAGUGCAGGCAGCAAAAGUGUCAGGGCCAUCUUCACCACCGAAGCACGACACUGAAGAAUCACAGAGCCAGCUUAAAUUGAAAACUGUGGAACCCAGUAGUAGAGAACUCCUGGAUGAGGGACAGGACUUGAGCAUAUCUGUAAUGCUAUCAAAACCAAUACUAGCUUUGGAGCUCAGUUGUUUGAAAAUGCAGGUUGAAGCACCAGUUGUAGUUUCCCAGCAUUAGUCGCAGAUUAAGAGCAUUAUUUUCGUUCGAAAAAUCCAUUAAUGCAAUCAAUACCAAUUCUGUAUU
Molecule: messenger RNA, 1448 nt
Organism: Populus euphratica (Euphrates poplar)
Lineage: Eukaryota; Viridiplantae; Streptophyta; Magnoliopsida; Malpighiales; Salicaceae
Exons: 12
Coding region: 504-1382 (292 amino acids)
Source: RefSeq, a predicted model, not a curated record